This is a messenger RNA of Varanus komodoensis (Komodo dragon), 2424 nucleotides long. RefSeq names its product microtubule associated serine/threonine kinase like (gene MASTL). The coding region runs from base 139 to 2379 and encodes 746 amino acids. The record is from RefSeq and is a predicted model, not a curated record. The transcript is spliced from 10 exons. Gene Ontology annotation, cellular component: nucleus. Gene Ontology annotation, biological process: peptidyl-serine phosphorylation; intracellular signal transduction. Gene Ontology annotation, molecular function: protein serine/threonine kinase activity; ATP binding. NCBI's taxonomy places the organism in Eukaryota, Metazoa, Chordata, Lepidosauria, Squamata, Varanidae.
GGAGAUGUUAAAUCUCUUCUUCACAUAUAUGGUUAUUUUGAUGAAGAAGUGGCAAUAAAGUAUAUUUCUGAAGUAGCACUAGCUCUUGAUUACCUUCACAGACAUGGGAUAAUCCACAGAGACCUAAAGCCAGACAACAUGCUCAUAUCUAACGAGGGUCACAUAAAAUUGACAGACUUUGGACUAUCAAGAGUUACUCUUAACAGAGAACUAAAUAUGAUGGAUAUCCUCACGACACCAUCCAUGUCUAAACCUAAGCAAGAUUAUUCACGCACUCCUGGACAAGUCUUGUCUCUUAUCAGCUCCUUUGGUUUUUACACUCCACUUGGAGGGAAAGUGCAUGCACCUAGCACAAGCCCUGUUUGUGCAGAUGUGUCUCAGCUUUCUAGAGGAUUUGUUUCCCCCCUUUCUGUCAGUCACAAAGACUACCCUUCUGCAUCGAGUAAGCUACUAAAAGCAUGCAUAAAUUCUUCAGCUGUAACACCUGGAAUGCCGGUGAGGAGUCUGACGCCAACUCUACUUCAGUCCAGAAAGCGGUAUGGGACUUCCAGUGCCAGUAGCCAUUCCCGUACCCAGUUGUCCAGCAUGGAGUCGGAGUGCUGCAGCAGCCCCCGGUGGGAAAAAGACACACAGGAAAUGGAAGACAUACUUCCCUCUGUCACAGGAAAAGGCAGUGCAUCAGAGAAGCCUGAAAAUACAGAUUUAUUGCUUGCCAAUAGCACGAAAGGUUUAAAGAGAAAGGCAUUGGAAUCUGCCAUCUCCCCUAUUAGCAGCAAUGAUUCUGGGGGCAGGGUGGAUGGAAGGGUUGAACACUUUAACUCCUGUGACACUUCUAUAAGGACCUGUGAUGUAAAGGACCUUGUCCGAAAAUGCCUUUCUGAAUACAAAGAGUGGGAAGAAAAUUUAUCUUCAGAAACAACUGAUUCAGCAAAGGAGGCAGCAAAAUUGUCUAAUUGCCCAUUGCCUCCUUUAAGUUCAGGAAAUCCCAUGAAAGAAAAGAAAGAGGAGGCAGUAUUGGAGAAGCCAGGUGUCAAAAGAAGUUUUGAAUUAGUUGACACAAGUCCUUCUCAAGGACUAAUUCUUGUAAAGAAAAGCAAUGCAGAAUACAAACGUGGCUGCAAAAUCACCGAGAUUGCAGAAAAACAAAGCACAGGUUUAACAACUGAAAUCUGUUGCUUAAAACUGGAAAAAUGCCUACAAGAGGCCUGUACCAGUGAAGGUCAAGCAAAAGACUGUGGUGGCACUGAACAAAACAGGGGUAGCAAAUCAGCUACUCCUUUCAUAGCAAAGAACCUUAUGCAUGAUCUAGAUGCAGACUGUGAAAAGGAUGGGAAAAAAGAACUCACAAACUCCAGUUUUUUAUGCAUUGAUGAUGAAAAGCCUCUAGCAAGCAUGAGCAUGGACUCUGAUUUAUCCCUUCCGGAAAUGUCUACUACAGAUAGUCACAUAGAAAAGCACUUUUCUCAUUUAGAUGCAAGCAUUAAAGAUCUCACCUCUGAGGAACUAAGAACAGAGGCAAUGUCAAUAACGUCACCUUUUUGCCCAGGUGCUUUGCUAAGAGGUCAGGAGAUGCUUCCUAUCCAGGAUAGCAAACCAGUGUGUCAUGAUCAGGAUGAGAAAGGUGUAACUGAAAUACACACAGACAUCCACUCUUCUUCAUCAGUGGAGAUGUUAAAAACAAUGAACCAAUUCAAGAAAAAUGUUGUUGCCUUUCGGAGUUACAACAGUCAAAUCAAUGUGUCUAAUAUGUCUGAGCCAUCAAGACUUAGUAUGAUGUCAGUAGAAGGCAUGGAUAUCUCUGCUUGCAGUGGCUCUUAUCCUAUGACUAUUACACCUGUGCAAAAGGGAACUGCCUACAAAGUGUAUCAGACUCCCCAGGGAAAUGCUGAUACACCUUACAGGACCCCAAAGAGUGUACGAAGAGGGGCUGCCCCUGUGGAGGGAGAACACAUUUUAGGAACCCCAGAUUACUUGGCACCUGAGCUGCUCUUAGCCAAGGCCCAUGGUCCUGCAGUAGACUGGUGGGCACUUGGAGUUUGCUUGUUUGAGUUUUUAACUGGAAUUCCACCAUUCAAUGAUGAAACGCCACAACAAGUAUUCCAGAAUAUUCUGAAAAGAGAUAUUCCAUGGCCUGAAGGUGAAGAGAAGUUAUCAGAUCAUGCUCAGAACGCAAUAGAUAUUCUUUUAACUGUUGAGAGUUCCAAACGAGCGGGACUCAGGGAAUUGAAACGUCAUCAUCUUUUUCAUGGUGUGGACUGGGAUAAUCUGGAUCAUCAGGCCAUGCCCUUCAUACCUCAGCCAAAUGAUGAAACAGACACAUCUUAUUUUGAAGCUAGGAAUAAUGCUCAGCAUCUAACAGUGUCUGGGUUCAGCUUGUAGUUACACUGAAUUUUCCAGUGGGCUGCACAUUUAUAAAGCUUUCCA